AUGGGAGGUGACGCUGCCGCUGAGAGUGCGACGGAGCCACAAACCACCGACGGAGUUAAGAUCAACAUCCGUUGCUCCAAUGGUUCCAAGUUUUUCGUUCAUGUUAGCCUCGAAUCCACCGUUCGUUCGUUUAAGGAUGUUGUCGCUCAGAACUGCGAUAUCUCUGCUGACCAACAGCGUUUGAUUUAUAAGGGUCGGAUCCUCAAGGACGACCAAACCCUUCAAAGCUACGGUUUGGAGGCAGAUCACACUGUUCACUUGGUUCGUGGCUUUACUCCUGCCAAUGCAACUGGUGGGACUAAUACCAGCGGUGCCAAUACCACAACUACUAAUGCUAGAGCUGCUGGUGCUAAUGAGGGUGGGGGAUUAGGAGGAGCUGGACUCGGAGCUUCACUGUUUCCGGGACUAGGUAUCAAUGGGAUGGGUGGAGGUGGUGGUCUCAAUAGCUUAUUUGGAGCGAACCCUCCAGAUCUUGAUCAAUUGCAGCAACCGUUUAUGUCAAAUCCCAAUUUAGUGAGAGAAAUUAUGAACUCGCCUGCCAUGCAAAAUUUAUUAAAUAACCCUGAUAUAGUGCGGAACCUUCUAAUGAGUAACCCACAGAUGCAAGAACUCAUGGAUAGAAAUCCUGAGCUGGCACACAUACUUAAUGAUCCAAGCACACUUCGCCAGACACUCGAGGCUACAAGGAACCCUGAGAUCAUGCGCGAAAUGAUGAGGAAUACAGACAGAGCAAUGAGCAAUAUUGAAUCUUCUCCUGAGGGGUUCAACAUGCUGAGGCGCAUGUAUGAAAAUGUUCAAGAACCAUUCUUAAAUGCCACCACAAUGGCUGGUAAUACAGGAAAUGACAGUACCGGAAUUUUGGGGACUCAAGGUGGCCAAACAAGGAAUCAAUCGACCAAUCCCUCAACUACCAGUGCUGAAGCAACUUCCCCAGUACCCAAUACUAACCCACUUCCUAAUCCUUGGUCAUCUGCUGCAACUGGAGGUGCCCAAAAUAACGUCAGGAGGUCAACUACUGGCGUGGAAGCUCGGCAGCAGACACCCACUGGCUUAGGUGGGCUUGGUAUGCCAGAUCUUGAAGGCAUGUUGGGUGGUUUGCCAGAUGCGAGUUCAUUGAGCCAAUUUAUGCAAAAUCCAGCUAUUUCACAGAUGAUGCAAAGUAUCCUUUCCAAUCCUCAAACAAUGAAUCAGAUUCUUGGUAUGAAUACUGAUCAGCAUGGGGUGCCUGAUCUAAAUUCAAUGAGAGAAGUGAUGCAAAACCCAGAGUUUCUUCGCAUGUUUUCCUCACCCGAGACAAUGCAGCAACUCUUGUCUAUGCAGCAAGCUCUUAUGACUCAGCUUGGUCAGCAGCAAUCAACACAGGAACCAGGUCAAACAGGUGGAGGCACUGGACCAGCGAACAAUGUGGGGUUGGAGAUGUUAUCGAGCAUGUUUGGUGGACUUGGAGCUGGUAGCCUAGCUGUUCCAAACAGAUCAAAUGAGCCACCAGAGCAAUUGUAUGCUACCCAACUUUCCCAGCUUCAAGAGAUGGGAUUCUUUGACACGCAAGAAAACAUAAGGGCUCUUAUUGCUACAUCAGGGAAUGUUCAUGCAGCAGUUGAGCGGCUUUUGGGGAACCCUGGACAGUAG
This is a messenger RNA of Lathyrus sativus (Indian pea), 1629 nucleotides long. The record is from the annotation of a GenBank genome assembly. NCBI's taxonomy places the organism in Eukaryota, Viridiplantae, Streptophyta, Magnoliopsida, Fabales, Fabaceae.